Messenger RNA from Lentinula edodes (shiitake mushroom), 1584 nucleotides. RefSeq lists its product as uncharacterized. Lineage: Eukaryota; Fungi; Basidiomycota; Agaricomycetes; Agaricales; Omphalotaceae. The transcript is spliced from 7 exons. The coding region runs from base 262 to 1467 and encodes 401 amino acids. The record is from RefSeq and is a predicted model, not a curated record.
AGAAACGUACAAUGAUUUUCAACAUGAGUUGAACGCUGAGCGCUCAAUAACUUAUGUGGGCGGUAAUAGGCAGUAAGGACUUACGUCAGAAAGCACUCAGCCUGAUGUACUCAUACCGCUUGAGGUGGUAUACAACGUUGCCGGACAGAAUAUGGUCCCAGGACCGACAGCUUAUAGUGACAGGCUGAGCGUGAAAAUGUGUCUGGAUCCAAAGCGCUAAACAUUAGACGCCCGUCAGUCUCUCUUGCUUUUACAUACACUAUGUCGACAUGUGUUCCACAUCAUGAUUGGUUUACCGCUACGCUAACAUUUGGGCUUUGUUGCGGCUUGGUCAUUUCAUAUGUCCCCCAACACUACCGAAUCAUUUCCAGUGGCUCUUCAGAAGGAUUGAGUCCCGUUUUCCUGCUUCUUGGAGUGACCAGUGCUGCUUCAGGGAUGUUGAACAUGUUCACAAUGCAAUGGGGCAUAAUCCGAUGUUGUCAUCUUCUUAGCUUCGGAAGCUGCAUAGAAAUGACGGCCGGAGUAAUCCAAGUUUCCUUGCAAUGGGCCAUGUUCUCGCUAAUAUUGGUCUUGUACAUGAUAUACUACCCUCCACACCUCAAAUAUGUCAAUUUGGGCUUCGAAUAUGAUGAAUCGCUCCCGUUAAGGCUGUCGAAGAGUACAGAGAAGACGAAAGAAUGGAAAACCUCCAUCGUCGUGAGCUGGUUUGCCAUAAUGCAUCUUUUCAUUAUCUCUAUUACGACCGGCUUCCUACUCGCCACAUUCCCUACAUCCCCAUCUUCAUCACCAUCACCAUCACCAGACCCAAUUCCUAUACCUUCGCCAGACGACAGCACCAUGGCGCACUCCGUUACUCAAUGGGCCACUUUCCUUGGUGUUUCUUCCGCUAUCCUUGCCGCAAUACAAUAUAUCCCUCAAAUAGCACACACGUUCCGACACAAAGUCGUCGGUGCCCUUUCCAUUCCAAUGAUGUGCAUUCAAACCCCAGGCGCAGUCCUAAUGGUCCUCUCGAUUGCUCUUCGUCCGGGUACCAAUUGGACUUCAUGGGCUACGUUUGCUGUCGCGGGCAUAAUGCAAGGAACACUCCUCGUUAUGUGUAUCUGUUGGAAGAUUCGUCAAAAGAGACUUGGACUGGAUGAUUUUGGGCAUAAUAUCGUAGAAGAUACAUUAUCGGAAUCAUAUCUUUCGACUACAUCUUCUCUCGCAAACUCUGGUCAUCGGCAUCCGGCUGCAGAUGUAGAUGUUCCUGGACUGGUGGUAGAGGAUGAAGAUGCGGUGGCAGUUCGAGUUGCACUGGCGAACGCGUUGGAAUCGGCUGUAGAGGGCGAUGUGAGGAGCGGAGGCGUGAGGGAAGUUAGAGAGAUACCCAUACAUGCAUAUCAUGAACAGGACGAUGAGAAUACUCCGCUAUUAAACAACGGAAAACAAAGCUCUGCUCCUGCUCCUCGCCGUUGGUUCGGAUUCUAAUUAACAUCACCUUUGUAUGCAUAUUAGUUGUACGAAAUACAUAUAAAAUGUAAUCGAUGGAAUACCCGUAAACUACUGAACCCAACGAAGUCGAGGUGUAGUAAUUCAGAACGACGA